Molecule: messenger RNA, 2996 nt
Organism: Micropterus dolomieu (smallmouth bass)
Lineage: Eukaryota; Metazoa; Chordata; Actinopteri; Centrarchiformes; Centrarchidae
Gene: proser3
Product: proline and serine rich 3
Exons: 13
Coding region: 746-2881 (711 amino acids)
Source: RefSeq, a predicted model, not a curated record
ACGUUAAGACCGUCUACACUCAGCUAACCAUUGGACAACAUUAAAGCUAGUUCGCAAGCCCAAUUUGAUCUACGUUCACCGCCUAUAACAAUUAGCUGACUAACAUUUCCCCUUGGCGGUUUAAAUACAUUCAGUGGAAAUGUAAUAAAACGUUUUAUUAUUAUAUCAGACCGUAGCGUUUACUAGCUUAAAUUACCGUUGCUAACUUAACAGUUAGCUUGUUAUCGACAAAAGAAUAGCCUUUGCAGACUUUCCUCUUCCGCGCGCUGCCGGGUUCCUGUGAUCUGAUUGGCGCUUUUGCAGCGAGGAUGUUCUACGUGAUUGGGUAAAGCUUAUGUCGAUCAUAUUAAACUCGGUUCCGAUUGGCUAUACGUCUGGUAGUAAAUAACGAUCGGCAUAAAUAGUGACGCUUUCUUCUGGUUUCAUAGAUAAUGUAGUAGUAAUUGUGUUUGCAGUUAAAAAGUUAGACGUGUUAGAUAAAUAUAUCUUCAAAUUCCCCGCUGUAGCAGCUGAAUUUGCUAUCUUAUGGACAAUUUGUGUCGUGCUAGCGUUUGAUUCCAUGGUAACUUUCUCUUGUGGACAUGCCAAGUCAACUCGGGAAGGCCGGUGGAUAGUGUGGUCUUCGUCUUUGUAAGUUAGUUAUGUUACAGUAAGAGCUCAGGGCCAGGCAAAAAUCAAACCCACACUGAAAACACUUUGCAGUGCAUCCUGUCAUGUGAAUCUCCAGUCACGGUCUAAAGCUGUAAUGAAAUCCAGUGGGCCUGUGUUCACAAGGCAGAACCCCUUCCAGCCAGCAUCCAGAGUGGGGACACACUACCACCCAUCCUGCAGCCAGUCCCUGUCAAAGAAAAAGAAAAAAACAGCUUUGAGUCCUGUGCAUUCAAACCAGCGACCCAGUCCACAAUUACACACUCCAGUGAGUCCAGAGAGUCAACAGCUGUUUGAGAAAUCUGACCACCGUUUAGUCGCCACAGAUGGACAACCUGUUUUUGCAGAGUCCUGGCCAUCCACUGACUGUGGAUCUUCUCCAGCCAGCCCCACAAGCUCAUCUGGCUUGGAGACACCCAAAGACUCUGCGAGAGCAAGACAAUCCACAGUUUCCUCAGAGCUAGAAGCUGAGCAGGAUUCAGUGCUGGCAAAGUACAUAGACCGCUUUCGCCAUGGUCUGCCACAGAGUCGAGAGGAGCGCCGGCAGAAGGCUUCUGCUGUUGGAGAGAAUCAGCUGCCUUUUUGGUGGAUGUCACCCUCAUCUAUACCCCCCAGUUCAACACCAACUAAAACAACAGACAAAGAUCCAGUUAUCCAGCCUCUGAUAGAUGACCAUGGACAUGCCAUUUUUAGUCCUGCUGGACAGCGUCAACAUGACAUUUCCCUUUCGCCAUGCAGAGAAUCUCUUACUGUGUGUGCAUUUAAUUUGUCAGACACCUCCCAGGGUGAAUUUGAUGACACAGAGAUACUACACCUUCAAGAAAGGGCCAACAGACUACUGUUGAGAAAUGAAUGUAGUCUGAGCGAUGGAUCUAUCCAUGUCAGCUCAGAGGGCGUGGGUUGCUCAGAUUUCUCUUCUCCAGUCAGUGUAGAUGAACCAGUACGCCAACCUUUGAUUCCCAGUAUAAUCAAAUUUACUACUGCGAAGGCCAGUUCAGACCCAGUUCAAACUGUGUCAUCUCAAAAAUCCAUUCCAUCUCUGGUGCCCCCUACACGCCCAGAAGAAGACAUCUUGUUCCAGUGGCGUUUAAGGCGAAAGAUGGAGCAGGCCAGGGAGUGGCCCCAGACCCACCCCAGUCUUCAUGGUCCCGCAUUUAGCUGGCAGGCCACCAGUGUGAGUCAUCCCUCUGCCAGUGGACAUGCUUACAAGCAACAGCAGAGUACUCAUCUUCCUGAAUUCUCACAAAAAGCUACACAUCCCCAUAUCACUGCUCCCCAGCCAGAAGCCACAGAAGCUUACCAAUUAUGUCCCCCAGCUUCAGGUCCACCUCCCUUCCCUGCCUUUGUUGUCUCUGGCUCCCCUGUCUCUCAGCCCCAGACAAUUUCCCAUGUUCCUGCUCACAUGCAUUUACUCUGUGAUGUCUUGCCCUGUCCGAUCCAGUCAUCUCAUGCCCGCACGCAACGAAACAUUUCACAAAGUACAGAUGAGUCUCAGAGCAAGGUUGUCCGCAAAAAGAGCCAAGUCCCUGGAAAACCAAUGAAUACCUUCACUGAUGAGCCAAUUUGUGAACACAUGCCAUCCCCACCACCUGCUUCAUGUGGAGCUAUAGUAGGAGAGGGGCCUAGUCACCACAAAAGAUCUGAGAGGAACAGGAAAGAGAAUGCCCAGGAAAAAGAGUCAGAGAAGAAAGAGAAGAAGACAGCUAUGUCCUUCAGAAAGCAGAAGAAAUCAUCAAGAUAUAAUGUGGAAAAGGAACAGGCAGAUGGCCCUGGCUCUGCAAACAGGAGUUCUUCACAUCAAAGAGUUCCUAAAAAGGUCAUGCAGCGGGCAGAGCAGCUGCAACAGGAGGGAUGCCAAGAGUUUUCCAGUGAAACCAGUGGCGAUCAUGCACCACCGCAUUCUCCAAUCCACAGUGCCUUAGGACAGGUAGUUUCAGAGGUAUUGUUCCCUACAGUGGACUCAUCUCCUGCAGAAAGGACCCCUGUCUCUUCGGUUUCUCCUCCCUGCACUUCCUCUGCACCUCCACAAUCCUCAGUUCUUCCAUGCAGUGAACAUAACUCUAUGGAGGUCAUUACACAGCUGCUGCAAGAAGCUGAAGAUUCAGAUGAAAAGGAGUUUGAAGAUGAUCCUUUAUUGCAAGUCCUUCGCAAACAGAGAAAAUGGGUAAAGGAGCAGAUCAGUGAAGUGGAUUCUAUGUUGAAUGAAUUCCCGGAAGAGCAACAAGUUACUUGAACACUGUCAAGAAACACUUGAAGUAGUCACUUUUAUUAUUUGUUUUAUAAAGAAAUAAAGUUUAUUUGAACUUUUUAAAAAGAAAUAUGUCCACAUUAAAGAGCUUGGAGAUAUG